Molecule: messenger RNA, 1736 nt
Organism: Mizuhopecten yessoensis (Yesso scallop)
Lineage: Eukaryota; Metazoa; Mollusca; Bivalvia; Pectinida; Pectinidae
Product: gamma-soluble NSF attachment protein-like
Exons: 11
Coding region: 93-1052 (319 amino acids)
Biological process (GO): intracellular protein transport
Cellular component (GO): SNARE complex; vacuolar membrane
Molecular function (GO): soluble NSF attachment protein activity; syntaxin binding
Source: RefSeq, a predicted model, not a curated record
UUCCAAGUUGGAGGCCAUUUUCGUGUUUCGCUUUUUGUGGUUUCAAGAAUAGGAGAGUUCGGUUAGAGUCUGUUUUCAACUGACAGCUAGAGAUGGCGAGUGACAUGAAGCAGCGUAAAGCAGCCGAGGCUGAGGACCACAUUCGUCAGGCAGAGAAAUGCAUGAAAACAUCUUUCUUUAAGUGGAGGCCAGACUUGGAUGGUGCUGCAUCUGAAUACAACAAAGCAGCAACAUGCUACAGAAAUGCAAAGUGUUUAAAGGAGGCAAAAGAAGCUUGUAUCAAAGCUGCAGAAGUGCAGCUGCAAAUGAAUGCACCAUUCCAUGCGGCAAAGUCGUAUGAGCAGGCUGGUCUUAUCAGUAAGGAGAACAACAUGAUAGAAGACUGCAUUAAUUUGUUGGAGUAUGCUGCCAAACUGUUUCAGGAGGAUGGUUCUCCAGACACAGCGGCUCUUGUACUGGACAGGGCUGCAAAAAUAGUGGAAAUUUCUCACCCCUCCAAAUCAGCACAGUUGUUUCAGAAAGCCUGUGAUGUAUCAGAGCUUGAAGAUAAACCAAGACAAUGUGCAGAGUUUAUUGGAAAGUCAGCUAGGAUAUUGAUUCAUCUGCAAAAAUAUGAUGAGGCACUAGUUGGGCUGAAGAAAGAAAUAGACUACCUUGCCUCAGUUGAAAACUUCCCUGCAAUCAGUCGGGUCCUCAUUGGUGCUAUAUUGGUUUAUUUGAAGCAAGCCGACCCAGUUGGAGCAGAACAGUUCUACAACUCUGCCCUCGGGUAUCCUGGGUUUGGCGACAGUGAGGAAGCAGCCCUAGUUGACGAGUUGAUCCAGACGUACAGUGACGGAGAUGAGGAAGGAUGCCGUGCUGCUCUCGCCUCCCCCACUAUUAAGUUCAUGGACAAUGCUUUUGCAAAACUUGCCAGAGAUAUGGAGAUACCAGCUGGUAUGGGCCGGCGAAUUCCCAGAAACCAGGAGACAGCGGGACAGCCUGUGGCUCCUAGCCAGGCCUCCAGGGCACAGCUUGAGGAAGAAGACCUGGAGAAUGGAGGAUUGUGUUGAGGGGAAAUAGCCCCAUCAGUAUAACAGCCAAGGGUUCUCAAAGGAAGAUUAUCCUAAGGGAGACAACCGUGGGAGAAGACCACAGACGGAGUGACUUGAAUCAUUCCACAUUGCAGGGUUGUAGUUUUACACUCAGGACAGUGAAGUCAGAAUGGUAUUUCUGACACCCAGUAGACAUCUGUGCCAGGUUAGGCUACAACUAGUCUACUGACACCGUUGAUACAAACGCGAUGUGAUGCACUCUGAAAUGGCAUUUUGUGUUAGUAUAUCUGAUUGUGAAUCAAAUUUACUUCUUUGCUUUCAGGAUUCUUUAAAAACUACUUGUUUAAUAUUUAAUAUCAGUUUAAUAAAUAUUUAAAAUCUGAUAUGAUUGAUUGAUAUGGUGUUUAAAAUUUUAAAUACAUUUAAUAGUGAAAUGAAAUAACUAAAGAUUUAUUUUCUAUGCAAAUCAUCGAUCUCAUUUGAUAGUUCAGUAUGAGUACUUCUUUAUAUUUCAUGUUUCAGUUAUCAUCUGUUAGGUCUUUAUUACAUACCUUUAAUAUGUUCAGAAUCACCUAAAAUUUGUUCCACGAUGGAACUAGCCCAAGCGAUAUUGAUAGAGUUUAUCAGGAUAUACAUGUAGCUAUUCUCAUAGUUACUGGAAUAUAUACCCAGUAUAUAUUUAUAUAUAUAUAUGGGUCAAAG